Molecule: messenger RNA, 750 nt
Organism: Fusarium coffeatum
Lineage: Eukaryota; Fungi; Ascomycota; Sordariomycetes; Hypocreales; Nectriaceae
Exons: 3
Coding region: 1-750 (249 amino acids)
Source: RefSeq, a predicted model, not a curated record
AUGGCCGAUCAAGGAGGAGCCGGAGCUGGUGCCCAAGCCGGAGCCCCAGUAACUACCAUCGUCCCUUUCAACAACCAGCAAGUCCUUCCGGCUUGCGCUGCCGCCUGUGGUCCCCUAUACGAUGCCAACGGUGCUUGUGUUCCGCCUCAAGUAGCCGCCGACGGUGGCGCCAAGGCCUACACAUCAUGUUUCUGUCUCGACCAGCGAGUUGCCGCUUUCAAGACCGCUACCCAGGGUGUUUGCGAUGAAGCUUGUGGCGCAGAGGGUCUUUCAUCGAUCGCUGGCUGGUUCCGCAGCAUGUGUGGUACUGCGACAAAGACGAAUGGAGGCUCAACACAACAAACUCAGGGCUCGGCUACGACGGGCACAGGAUCUUCAUCCACUGGUGGUUCAAGGCUUGCCAACCAAGACGGUGGUGGUGAUUGGAUCUCAAACCACUGGCAGUGGGUCAUCAUGAUCGUCGUUCUCGUUGUCGGUAUCACCGCCAUCUGGGUCGGUGCCUGUAUCUGGCGUCGCCGUUACCUUAAGAAGAAGGAUCGCCAAUCUCAUCUCAUCCAGAAGCACUCUGGGUCCGCUUCACGACCAUCCUGGGGUCCCGGCAUGGAGGCCUCUGAAUCUGGCGGCAUUCCCUACGACGACGAAUCGAACCGAAACUCGCACGGCCUCAUGCUCCCCGGUGCCGCCGCCGGUGCCCCCGUCGAAGAGGAGCCAAAGGAGAAGAAGCGAUGGAUCGUUCGCGACCGAACAUGA